AACAUCAAAUCCUUUGGAUAUCGUUCCUCGUUCUCUCCCGAUCGAGCUCCGAAGCUCCGGCGAGCUCCGGCGGCGAAUUAUCUCGGAGGAGGAGCGCGGGCGGCGUCGCUGCAGUAACGGCAAUGGAUGAGGAGCGUGCUUUGCCUCCGCGUGCCAACGUAAAAUACACACAACUGUUCCUCUUAGCGUAUCAGAGCUUUGGUGUAGUUUAUGGUGAUUUGAGCACAUCGCCUCUCUACGUAUACAAAAGUGCAUUUGCUGGGAGGCUGCAUAACUAUAAAGAUGAGGAAACUAUUUUUGGUGUUCUUUCAUUGAUAUUUUGGACAAUUACCUUGAUUCCAUUGCUUAAAUAUGUCCUGAUUGUCUUGAGUGCUGAUGAUAAUGGUGAAGGUGGUACAUUUGCCCUAUAUUCUCUUCUUUGCAGACAUGCGAAGUUUAGUUUGCUUCCUAAUCAACAGGCAGCAGAUGAGGAGCUCUCAACAUAUCAUAGAAAUGGUCUAACAGCUCGAAAUGUUGUUUCCUCCCCAUUGAAAAGGUUUCUUGAGAAGCAUAAAAAGAUGAGAACUUGUUUGCUUCUUAUAGUUCUUUUUGGUGCCUGUAUGGUGAUAGGUGAUGGUGUUCUCACACCUGCUAUUUCAGUUCUUUCGUCUAUUUCUGGUUUGCAAGUUCGUGCAAGAAAUUUAAAUGAUGGUGCGGUUGUAAUUAUUGCCUGUGUUGUGCUGGUUGGCCUCUUUGCUCUACAGCAUCGCGGCACUCAGAAGGUUGCUUUCCUGUUUGCACCUGUAGUUAUCAUCUGGCUUUCAUGCAUUGGCGUACUUGGUUUAUACAACAUUAUCCAUUGGAACCCUGCUGUAUACCAAGCUCUUUCGCCGGUAUACAUUUACAAGUUUUUCAAACGCACAGGAAAAGAUGGUUGGAUUUCUCUAGGAGGAAUACUUCUCUGUAUCACAGGCACUGAAGCUAUGUUUGCAGAUCUUGGCCACUUUACUGAUGCAUCUAUAAGGGUUGCAUUUGUUGGUUUCAUUUACCCAUGCUUAGUGCUACAAUAUAUGGGCCAGGCGGCAUUUAUUUCUAAGAACUUCUCCUAUUUGCCUAUAAGCUUUUAUGAGUCCAUUCCAAAUCCCGUGUUCUGGCCUCUUUUUGUUGUUGCCACUCUUGCUGCCAUAGUUGCUAGCCAAGCUGUCAUCUCUGCCACAUUCUCCAUUGUUAAACAAUGCCAUGCUUUGGGUUGUUUCCCACGGGUGAAGAUUGUCCAUACAUCAAGGUGGAUAUAUGGCCAAAUUUACAUACCUGAAAUAAACUGGAUUCUUAUGGUUCUGUGUCUUGCUGUUACGAUUGGUUUCCGUGACACAACACUAAUUGGUAAUGCUUAUGGUAUUGCAUGCAUCACUGUGAUGUUUGUGACUACAUGGCUGAUGACGCUGGUCAUUAUAUUUGUGUGGCAGAAGAGUGUUAUAUACGCUCUGCUGUUCCUGAUCUGUUUUGGAUCACUUGAAGCUUUUUAUCUCUCGUCUUCAGUCAUGAAAGUUGCCCAGGGAGGGUGGGUACCACUCGUGCUUUCAUUUGUUUUCAUGUUCGUCAUGUAUGUAUGGCACUAUGGCACUCGACGAAAGUACCUCUUUGAUCUUCAAAACAAGGUAUCCAUGAAAUGGAUUCUAACGCUCGGCCCCAGCCUAGGAAUUGUCCGAGUCCCUGGAAUCGGACUCAUCUACUCAGAGCUGGUGACAGGAGUCCCUGCUAUCUUCUCUCACUUCGUCACUAAUCUUCCUGCUUUCCAUCAAGUUCUUGUCUUCGUGUGCGUGAAAUCCGUUCCAGUACCAUUUGUCCCUCCAGAAGAACGAUAUCUCAUAGGUCGGAUUGGCCCCAGAACCUAUCGCAUGUACAGAUGCAUUGUUCGAUAUGGUUACAAAGACGUGCCUAAGGAUGAAGACAACUUCGAGAACCAGCUGGUCAUGAGCAUAGCGGAGUUCAUUCAGAUGGAAGCCGAAGACUCUGGCUCUGCAAGUUAUGAUUCCUCUCUUGAUGGGAGGAUGGCGGUCAUAAGGACUUCCGAAGCAUCUUGUUCAAGGCUGUUAAUGAGAGAGGCCAAUGAGAACAGCAAUGACUAUUCGACCACAAUCAGGAGCAGCAAGUCAGAGACUCUGCAGAGCUUGCAGUCUUUGUACGAGCAAGAAUCACCAGGUUUGACCCGGAGGCGCCAGGUUCGGUUCGAGUUACCUCAGCAAGUACAGUGUGACACUCAGGUAAGAGAUGAGCUGUUGGCACUCAUCGAGGCCAAAAACACGGGAGUCGCUUAUGUUAUGGGACACUCUUAUAUAAAGGCGAGGAAGACUUCAUCAUUCCUCAAAAAGUUCGUCAUUGAUGUGGCCUACUCUUUCCUCCGAAAGAACUGCCGCGGCCCUGCAGUGGCCUUGAAUAUCCCUCACAUUAGCUUGAUCGAAGUCGGUAUGAUCUACUAUGUGUAAUUGGGGAUGCUUGCUUUUAAAUUCAAUGUGUAAUCUAUUUAUUAUGUACUUCUAGCUGCUUAAUCUGUGAUGAAAUUUUGUCUAGUUUUUUUUUUUCUUUUUUAUUGAUUAUGUAAAUUUAAAUAAUCAAAUAAGUAUCCAGAUGUUAGUAGUACUGCA
Messenger RNA from Dioscorea cayenensis subsp. rotundata (Guinea yam), 2624 nucleotides. RefSeq names its product potassium transporter 7. Gene Ontology annotation, biological process: potassium ion transmembrane transport. Lineage: Eukaryota; Viridiplantae; Streptophyta; Magnoliopsida; Dioscoreales; Dioscoreaceae. The record is from RefSeq and is a predicted model, not a curated record. Gene Ontology annotation, molecular function: potassium ion transmembrane transporter activity. Gene Ontology annotation, cellular component: membrane. Bases 123 to 2465 code for a protein of 780 amino acids. The transcript has 9 exons.